UAUAUAUAUAUAUAUAUAUAUAUAUAUAAGGAAAAAGACAGGCGAUUAUUUUAAUUUGAACAUAAUUUCCUGUGUUGAUAACAAUCUUUUGAUUUUAUUGUAUUAGUUUAUAUAAAACAAACGAUAUAACGAAUAAUAUCUUGCAUAUAACGUAUUGCAAGAUAGUCUCGUGUUGAAAAAAAGCGUAUAUAAAUUCGAAGCAUGAAGAAUUUACCGUUCAUUUAUAUCUGGUUUAUCCUCUAUUUUGGGCUUCAAAAUUUACAUGCAAGAAGCAUCAAUAUUUUUCAAGAUAUUGCAGAGUGCAUGGAUCGAUCAAACAUGACAAUUCAUGAAUUAACGAAACUUCGUGACUCGUCGGAGGCAAGAAUAAAAUUAAUAAACGAAGAGGAAAGUUUCAGAAGCUAUGGCUGUUUCUUAGCUUGCAUUUGGCAACAAAUUGGCGUGAUGAAUGGCUCCGAAUUGAGCACAUAUAACAUAGCAGGGAUCAUCGAAAAACGAUAUCACGAUGACGAAGAUCUUAAAACAUAUUUUCAUAAAAUCGCGUUAACGUGCGAAGAUGACAUCUACAGAAAAUUUUUACACGUGAACGACAAGUGUGACGUCGCUCUUAGUUUCAAAUUGUGCAUGUUGAAAGCUAUGCGUAAUUAUCCCUGAAUCAAUUUAUAUUUUAUCUAUUUGCACUUGUCUAUUACCGCAAAAAUUACAGAGGAUUAAAAGAAUAUUUCAUUAUUCCCACCUUUUAUCGCUACCUUUCUCCCUAAUAGCGUUCAAAUAGGACUAAUAGCGACAUACGAUAAAAUUAAUCAAUCGGAAACGUAGAUACAGAUUGACACGCGUUCUAGAACAAUUAGAUUGCACAUUCGUCGGAUAGUUGCAAUUGUUGUUCCUUCGUGCAGUGUCGACAAGUCGCGUACAUGUUCGGUAAAAAGUUGAGAAACUCGUCGACCGGGAUUUCGAAAUCUCAGGUAUUAGUAAGGUAUCGAACGAAAAUAUUCAUUUUUUUUUAUCUGCGCAAAUUUUAACUUUUAAUUGAAGAUUGGAUACGAAAAAAAAAAAAAAAGAAAAAGGAAA
Messenger RNA from Apis cerana (Asiatic honeybee), 1071 nucleotides. It is a transcript of the gene Obp12, whose product is annotated as odorant binding protein 12. Gene Ontology annotation, molecular function: odorant binding. The record is from RefSeq and is a predicted model, not a curated record. Lineage: Eukaryota; Metazoa; Arthropoda; Insecta; Hymenoptera; Apidae.